AUGACAGCCACCACCAUCGAUCUCAUCUCCAAGCUCACAGUUGACGAAAAAGUGAGUCUUGUAGCAGCCGUUGACUGGUGGCGCACACCAACCAUCAACCGAGAAGAUGUCUUCAUCCCUCAUAUCAAAAUGUCCGAUGGUCCCAAUGGCGCCCGUGGCGAGAGCUACGUGAGCGGCAUCACGGCAGCUUGCUUUCCCUGCUCAACCGCCGUUGGAGCCACGUUUGAUUCAGAGCAGGCAUAUAUGCUGGGCAAAGAGAUCGCAAAAGAGACCAAAACGAAAUCCGCAAAUGUUCUCCUCGCGCCGACCAUAAACAUCAUAAGGUCUCCUCUCGGUGGAAGAAACUAUGAGACCUACUCUGAGGAUCCCUACCUCAUUGGAACUUUGGCAUCAGCGUUUGUUCGUGGUUGUCAGAGUGAAGGCAUAGCUGCUACGCCGAAACACUUCGUUGCCAAUGAGUCCGAGAAGUCAAGGACAAGGAUGACAUCUAACAUCGAUCGCCAGACCUUGCGGGAAAUAUACAUGCUUCCCUUCCAGCUGGUGAUGCGUGAUUCAGAUCCCUGGUGUUUCAUGACCUCAUAUAAUCGCCUUAACGGGGAGUACUGUGCAGACAGUCAAUGGUUACUUGAGGAAGUGCUCCGCAAAGAAUGGGGGUUCAGUGGUCUUGUUGUUUCCGAUUGGAUGGGAACAUAUUCCACCGCUCAAGCACUCAACUCUGGUCUGGAUCUCGAAAUGCCAGGUCCUACGAGAUGGCGUGGUCAGAAGCUUCUGGAGGAGAUUGAAGCUGGUACUGUGACCACUGAGACUCUCGAUAAGAGUGUUGGUAGGGUUAUCGAACUUGCGAGAAAGACGGGCCGGUUUGGAGAUCCUAUUGAGAAGCCAGAACGUUCAGUAGAAGACCCAGAAAGACUUGAGUUCAUCACCUCCAUCGCAGCAGAUGGAAUGGUUCUUCUCAAGAACGACAACAACAUCCUACCGCUCUCCCCAAAGGUUUCAGUUGCUGUUAUAGGUCAUCAUGCUCUCCAUCCCAGUAUCGGCGGUGGAGGCAGCGCAAAGGUUCUAGCCCAGCACAUCAUCUCGCCUCUCGACGGCCUCAAAGCUCAAAGUGUCAACUGUCGUCAUGCACCGGGCGUCCCAGUCUUUGGUGCCCUACCCCACGCAGAGCCUGAGACUCUUUCGCCUGUUCAGCUCCGCUGGUUUAACAGCUCUGUAGUUGGCGAGAGGCUUGCUCAUGAACAGGCAAUCACGCUACCAGAGUACAUGAUCAAGGAGGCUUGGCCUGCAUAUCUCAACAAAGAAUACUGCACUAGCAUGUCGUUUACUCUACGCCCAAUGACAAGCGGAAGCCAUGUAUUCUCUGUCAUUACUACUGGAAAGGCAGAUGUGUUGGUCAAUGGAGAUAAGGUCUUUUACCGUCCACAGGAGACGGUCCUUCUCCCCGAGUCCUUCUACUUCUACAAAGCCAAGAUUGAGCGACGCUUCACUCUUGAUAUGAUUGCUGGCCAGGAGUACAAGAUCGAGUUACACUCUUGGGCGACUGAUCCCGAGCUUCUCUCCAAGAUUGGCGGGACCAUAUUCCAGGGCGCCAGUCUUCGCUUCAUGGAGCACGUCGACAUCCCUCGCGCUAUCCAAGAUGCCGCAGUUGUCGCUGCCUCUUCUGAUGUUGCGGUUGUCUUUGUAGGCACGACUAAUGAACUUGAGUCAGAGGGCUAUGAUCGCGACACAAUGGACUUAACAUCUGAUCAGUAUGACCUGAUCAACGCAGUGGUAGCUCUCAAUCCUCGCACGGUCGUCGUCAAUCUCUCAGGGUCUCCCGUCACAGUAUCUCCCUUCAUCGAUCAAGUACCCUGCUUUCUUCAAGCUUGGUUCGCUGGUCAAGAGUGCGGCCACGCCAUAUCCCGCGUUCUUCUCGGACAUGUCAACCCAUCGGGCCGUCUUCCCAUGUCAUGGCCGAGGAGAAACGAAGAUAACCCAGCCUAUCCAAACUUCCCUUGCGACGAUAAUCUCGAGCUCAAUUAUGAAGAGCGUCUCAAGGUUGGUUAUCGCUUUUACGAUGAGGAGUGUGCACCAAAGCCUCAGUUUCACUUUGGCGAAGGGCUUUCGUACACGACAUUUGAGUUGACAGGGCGGGCAAGUGUGACCUCAACGUUUGAUUGCACUAACACGGCCGAGACUUUACUUUUAUCGGAAGUGAAGAAUACGGGCACGAAGGAUGGUAAACAAGUGGUUCAAGUGUAUGUGACUCCCCCAUCAUGCGACGGGAAUCCACGACCAGUCAAGGAUCUCAGAUCGUACUGCAAAGUAUUUGUCCAGGCUGGGCAAACAGAAAAGGUCAAGUCCAAGCUGGACAAGUAUGCGUUUAGCUACUUUGAUACCGCUGUGGACAAGUGGAAGAUGCCACAGGGCGAAUUCCUUCUACAUAUCUGCUUCAGCUCCGCGGAGAUCCUCCAGACUGUCACUGUUACAAAUCCGAAGACUCAGUAUUGGACAGGGCUGUGA
Molecule: messenger RNA, 2499 nt
Organism: Fusarium redolens
Lineage: Eukaryota; Fungi; Ascomycota; Sordariomycetes; Hypocreales; Nectriaceae
Product: glycoside hydrolase superfamily
Exons: 1
Coding region: 1-2499 (832 amino acids)
Biological process (GO): glucan catabolic process
Molecular function (GO): beta-glucosidase activity
Source: RefSeq, a predicted model, not a curated record